This is a messenger RNA of Plasmodium gallinaceum, 1527 nucleotides long. RefSeq names its product tubulin--tyrosine ligase, putative. Gene Ontology annotation, molecular function: tubulin binding; tubulin-glutamic acid ligase activity. Bases 1 to 1527 code for a protein of 508 amino acids. The transcript has a single exon. Gene Ontology annotation, cellular component: cilium. Gene Ontology annotation, biological process: protein polyglutamylation; microtubule cytoskeleton organization. The record is from RefSeq and is a predicted model, not a curated record. NCBI's taxonomy places the organism in Eukaryota, Apicomplexa, Aconoidasida, Haemosporida, Plasmodiidae.
AUGGAUGAAUGUUUAAUAAACCAUGAAAAAAAUAAAUAUGAUGCAAUAUUAAAAAAAAAUAAAUUUCUUUAUAAAAUUCAAUUAUCAAAUACAAGGUAUGACAUUAUUAGAAGAGUUGUUCAAGAUUCAAAAUACUGGGUAGAAUCUCCCCCAGAUUCUAAUGAUUGGGAUGUUAUAUGGAUAGAUACAUCUAUAUCUGAAGAAAGGUUUCGCAAGUUAAAAAAAUUUCAAAAAAUUAAUCAUUUCAUUGGAAUGAGAGGUAUAACAAGAAAAGAUGAAUUAUCUAGAAAUUUAAAAAAAAUGAAAAAGAAUUUUCCUCAAAGUUAUAAUUUUUUUCCUCUCACAUGGAUUUUACCUAAUGAAAUUUCUGAUUUUAAGAAUUAUUAUAAACAGAAAAGUAAUUCAAAAACAUACAUAGUUAAAUUAAAGAAUUCAUGCCAAGGAAAAGGUAUUUAUUUAACAAAAAAAUUAGAUAAUAUAAAUAAAUAUGAAAGUUGUAUAAUUCAAAAAUAUAUACAUAAACCAUUACUAAUAAAUGGCUUGAAAUUUGAUAUAAGAUUAUAUGUUUUAAUAACUGGAUGUGAUCCUCUUAGAAUAUUUUUACAUGAAGACGGUUUAGUGAGAUUUUCAAUUGAGAAAUAUAAAUUACCAAAAUCAAAGAAUCUAAAACAAGUAAAUAUGCAUUUAACUAAUUUUGCAAUCAACAAAAAAUCUGAUAAAUUUGAAAAUUCUCUAAAUCCUGAUGAUGCAACCAUAGGACACAAAAGAAGUUGGAAAGUAGUUUUAGAAAAACUAAAGGAACAGGGAUUACCUAUGGAUUCCAUAAUGACAAAAAUUGAACAUAUGAUUGUUAAAACAAUUUGCUCAAUACAACCUGAAUUAAAACAUUUUUAUAAUUCAGCACAUAUUAGUGACUAUUCAAAUAGUAUGUGUUUUGAAAUUUUAGGAUUUGAUAUUUUAUUAGAUCAUAAAUUAAAACCGUGGUUACUUGAGGUAAAUCAUUCUCCUUCUUUUAGAACGUGUUCUAUGGUUGACGAAAAGGUAAAAUAUGCAGUUAUAAGAGACACUUUGAAUAUUUUAUAUAUGCGUUCAAAAUAUAGAUUAAUUCAUAUUCAAGAGUAUUUAAAUUUACAAAAGUUUAGAAAAAAAUAUAAUCAUUUGUUAGUUAAAAAUAAAAAAGAAUUGAAGGAAAAAUUAACUAUAAGUAGAUUUCAGUAUGAAAAUAAAAAUCUGGGUGGAUACAAAAGAAUUUACCCAUUAGAAGAAUUGUUAGAUUAUGAAAAUCUAAUAUUAUAUGUUUCCAAUGCUUGGAAUAAAUCAAUAGGUAUACCAUAUUCUAUGAAAAAAGAUUCAUUUGAAUACUUGUUUGAAGAACAAAUAAAAAAAAAAAAGAUGGCAAAAGAAAAAUUAUCUAUAAAUGAUAAAUCAACUGAAGAACAAGUAUUUUCUCAAAAUAAUUUAGAAUAUAAUAAAUACUAUUCACAUAGAGCUCAUGUGAAUAUUAGUAAUUGUUCCACCUCAUGCUAA